Plasmodium falciparum 3D7 is the source of this 3240-nucleotide messenger RNA. RefSeq lists its product as uncharacterized. The record is from RefSeq and is a predicted model, not a curated record. NCBI's taxonomy places the organism in Eukaryota, Apicomplexa, Aconoidasida, Haemosporida, Plasmodiidae.
AUGAUGAAAUAUUUCCAAAAGGAAGGACUAUCAUGUUUAUCGCUGACAGAGAAAAGAUCCUUUCUAGUAGAAAAAGAUAUUAAAACUAGGAAGAUAUGCAUUACGAAGGAAAACUUUAAACAUAUUUUUAUACUAGAAAAUGUUGAUAUUAUUGCCGGCUUGUGUUUUAUGAACAUAUUUCUUUUUAUAUGUUCAGGUUUAAAAGAAGAUGAAAAUCAUGGAAAUAUUACUACAAAUAUUCAUGGAACAUUAUUUAUUAUAAGUUUAAUUUGUUAUUCUCUUGAAAAAAUUAUUCCAUUUUCAUUUUGUUCAGAUUUUUUAUUUAUCUUUCUUCUUUCCUUAUCAUGUACGUUACCAUUUUUAUCAUUUGAAUUAAAGAAUAAUUAUAAUGAUUGCUUUAAUACUAUUGUGUUUUUCCCUUUAUAUAUCUUAUUGUUUUUUACUAGAUACCAUAUAAGAUUAUUAUUCGUUUUAUUAAUAUUUUAUAUACUUAUCAUAUUUAUUAUAGACUUAUCCAUUAAUACAAGCAUAAUUUAUUCAUAUAUUCUCAUGUUCCUUUUUUUUACACUAUGUUUCAAUUUUAUUUUCUAUCGUUAUUUAUAUUAUUUCUCUAGAACCAUAUAUAUAUCCAAAUCCUCUCCUAAUAAUAUGUUAUUAAUAUUCCCUUAUAUUAAUGAAAUACAAGAUUUAAGCUUCAUAAAAAUUGCUGAUAUUCUCAUAGACUUAAAUAAUUAUAUACAUAUGAAAUGGAUGUACUUUUCACAAUAUCUAUCAACUAUCAAUUUAAACAAUCCACAACAUAUAAAAAAUUUGAAAAUUACUUCCACCAGAUUCUCAAACAAAUUCUAUACACUCAAAAAUCAAGAUAUCUUCAAAAAUUAUCCACCAUAUUUCUGUCUAAAAGUUCUCUAUCAUAAAAAAUUAUAUUUCCUCUCCUCUGCCAUUGAUAAAAAAAAAAAAAAAUGGACCAAAAUACACUUCAACAGAAAAAAAAUUAACUUGUACUUUUUGCUAGAAAUGAUUAAUAUAUAUAAUCAAUAUGAUAUAAAAAAUAUAAAUCAUAUUGUAGCUAGCCAAAAUAAAAAAAUUAUAAAUAAAAAUAUUAACAUGACUCACCAAAAUUAUGGUACAAUUAAUGAAAAUAUUAACAUGACUCACCAAAAUAAUGAUACAAUAAAUGAAAAUAUGUACAUAUCUAGCCAAAAUUAUAAUAUAAAAGAGGAAGAAAAAAUUAACAGAAAUAAUGAUAAACGUACCAACCGCAUAAGCAGAAAUGAUCAAAAAAACGGGAACCUAUUGUUAAACAAAAAUAAUAAUAAGAAGAAGAACACGAAAAAAGAGAAGAAGAUUAUUACACAAUCUGAAUAUGACACAUAUCAUCAAAUCAAUUCGACAAAAAUAAGGAACGAAUAUAAACAAAAUAGUAUACACGAUGAAUUGAAUCGAAAUUCAAACAAAAUAUAUAUUGUAAAGGAUUUCUUCUCUUCAUACAAUUGUGAUCCAUCUAUAAAGGGGAAAACUACGACUAAUAGUAUAAAAAAAAAAAAAAUAAAGAAGAAAAAAAUAAAGGAUAACCUUUUCAAAACGAAUCCUAUAUCCAAAAACAAAUAUGAAACAAAUUUUGAGUCCAAUUAUGUGAACAAUCUCACAAGUUAUAAUAAAAACAAUAUAGAAGAAAAGAAAUUAAAAAUAGAUCGACUUUAUGGAAAUAAUUUAACAGAACAAAUUACCUUAAAUGUUGAUAAAUAUAAUAAAAAGAAGAAAAUCCAUAAGGUCAUCAACACACAAAAAAAUAAUAUAACAGACAAAAUAUAUACAUUCGGAAAUGUAAAUGGGCAUGAAAAAGAUGAUAAUAUUUCUGCUAAUAAAAAAAAUAAAAAGUAUAUUACUUUAUCAAAACAUGGAUUAUCAUACAAUGUAAAAGAAAAUAAUGUGAAGGAAGAAUUUCAAAUAGAUAAUAAUCAAUCUAAUAAAAAGACAAAUAAUAUAAAAGAAAAAUAUUGUGAUAUAAAUAAUUAUUAUUACAAUUAUACAUUUAAAAAGAAUUAUAAUGAUACCACUAAUAUACAAGAAUUACAACAAAAAAGUAAUACAAAAGAUAUUUUUCCGAAUAUUACAAAAUGUAAAAAUAAGAAAAAAAAGGAAGAUCAUAUUAUAUAUUCCGAUGAUUAUAUACACAAUAAUUUAUAUAAUAUACAAAAUAUGAUGUCUAAUAAAAACGUUCUAACAAAUCGAAAAAGAACAAGAACUAUAACCAAUUCUGAUUUGUAUACAUCCGAAUCAUCGUAUACACAAUCUGAUGAAAUAUAUGGAAAAAAUAUUUUUUUCAUAAACUUUUCUUGUCUAUUUUAUAUAUUCAUGCUUAAAAUAAAACAUCUUAUAAAAUACAUUGAAGAAAUAAAUUCAGUUGUCCAAUGUGUUAAUUUUAAACAAGGGAUAGUACCAAAAAGAAGUAUACUAUUAUCUUUUCUUGAUCAAAAAACUGAACGAUAUUAUAUUAUGUGGUCCAAUUCAUAUGAUUUAGUAUAUUAUGUUGAUAACUAUAUAUAUCAUAUAAUUUUAAUUCUUACCUUUCAUCUUUUUUGUCUCUUUUUACGAAUAGCGCCAAUACACAUCACUCAAACAUAUUUUCUAUUUAAAAUGAAAUCCUUCUUAAUAAUCUUUAUGCUCAGAUUCUUCCUUUCUCUAGUAAUUAUCUUGAUUUUUAUAUAUCCUGUAUUCAGGACUAUCUCGAUUAACCCUCGAAAUGUUUUCAUAAUAAAAAUGAACUUUUUUAUCAUUUCCAUUUUUAUAUUAUUUUUGAGCAUAUUUGAUUAUAUCUGGACAAUAUUUAUUAUUCAUAAAAAUUGGUGGAUCAUACAAAAAGAGUCAUUACAUCGUCUGGAAGAUGUUUAUAAAAAUAUCCUUUUUUCAUAUGCCCAAUUUUUUGUUGUUUUUCCGAUAUAUUAUUUUCUUACCCUACACAGAUUAAAAAAUGUGUGGUAUAUAUAUAUCAUUUUUAUUUUUUCUAUAUAUAUAAUAUAUUGGCAUUAUAUUGGGACCUUCCUACUAGGUCUAAAAAUGAAUAUAUCUUUAGUCGUUUUACUAAUAAUAUCUAUAUUAUUUAUUAUCAGACCAUUCGAAAUAGUAAAACGAGAUAUAUUUUUAAAGUGUGUGUUACCCUAUAUAUUAUUUCUUGAUGAUAUAUUGCACUUCCUUUCUGAUGAGAAAAAACUCAAAUACCUGACAACAAAUAUUUAG